UUCUGGAACAAAACAAGCGAGCUAUAACCGUAUAUAUAACGGCAGCCGGCUGCGACGACAUCACUUCACUUCUUGCACACAGCGAUCCGUUUCAUUUCCCUCCAAAUCAACUGAAGAUAGCUGCACCAUGCCCAAAAACAAGAAGCAACUUGAUUCAGACAGCGACUCAGACUCUGGGCCAGAAGAUAGGAACCCCCCACCGAGCAAAAAGCAGAAAGGAGGCAGCUCCUCAGCUGGGGGUGGCUCCAGCGAAACGCGCGUUGAGGGAGCAGAAGAGCCGACUUGGUCCAUUGACAGGAUGCGCCAUGUUAAGAUUCGUGAGUUUAAGGGAAAGGUCUAUGUUGACAUCAGAGAGUUCUACGAGAAGGAUGGCAAGCAGUUGCCUGGCAAGAAAGGAAUCUCACUAAGUGCUCAGCAGUAUCAAAAGUUGAAGAGUAUCAUUCCUGAAAUUGACGAGGAACUGAAGAAGCUGUAAUCCAUUUGUAGGAUUUUAAACAACUUUAAAAAUUCACGAAAACAUCAUUGCCAUCACCCAACGAUUUGUAUUGUAAUUAUAAUCAUUGCCAAAUCGCAAAAGUUUCUAAAACCCAUUUAUUGGGAAACAUCCAAGUUUUUUAAAUCCAAACAAAAUGUCAAAAACAUCUUAAAAGUUAACAUGGAUCGCUGCAUUCGCUGCCCAAUAGCUUUUGUUGUUGCUACCGUUUGUAAACGUUUCCUAAGAAAUGUCGGUAAAUAAAGAAAAGUUGUUGUAAAUA
Molecule: messenger RNA, 755 nt
Organism: Cloeon dipterum
Lineage: Eukaryota; Metazoa; Arthropoda; Insecta; Ephemeroptera; Baetidae
Gene: Ssb-c31a
Product: single stranded-binding protein c31A
Exons: 4
Coding region: 128-475 (115 amino acids)
Biological process (GO): positive regulation of transcription initiation by RNA polymerase II
Molecular function (GO): DNA binding; transcription coactivator activity
Source: RefSeq, a predicted model, not a curated record